AAAGAUCGCUUGGUUAUUGAAUGUAAUCAGCUGACAUCACAAUUUGCCAGCUAUAAUAACGACUUUGAAAGAACAAUGGAUGAAAUCGAUCGUGUUCAUCUCGAAUUCGCAAAGUAUCAAACAAGAGAACAACGACUUCUCGUUGAAAAAUAUAUGCUCAAAAUGCAGGAACGGGAGGUGUUCGAGAUUAACAAUCUUCCGGCUGACAGUACAGCUGAUGCUAAAAAAUUCUUCGAGAAGGAUAUUGCCCUUGCUAUCAGGUAA
Strongylus vulgaris is the source of this 264-nucleotide messenger RNA. NCBI's taxonomy places the organism in Eukaryota, Metazoa, Nematoda, Chromadorea, Rhabditida, Strongylidae. The record is from the annotation of a GenBank genome assembly.